UACAAACAUGUUCACAAGAGGUAUGUUUUGCUUUCGGCACUGGGCCAGGGUACAAGACCCAUCAAAGUGAGGUUUCAGUGCUCAAUUUACCCCAGGUCUGUGAUGAUGGUAAUGAUUCAAAUGUUCAAAUGUUCAGAUGUUGAUGUUCCGAACGAUCACGUGAUAAGGGUGGUCGGCGAAUCAUGUAAACGUUUAUCCGAGAGGCUCGCGACAGGUGGCCUGGACGAGCUUCAUGACGACGCGGCCUGCCUUGGGUGUAACGUCUUUCCUUUCCCCAACCACCACCCAUACAUUCAAUCAUGGCUUCCAACGAGGAGGGUAGCCUGCUCAAGCAGAUGAGCGGCAGGAACACUCGGACUAUGCUCCGAGUCACAAUUCUGGCUCUGAUUGCAGGCGCAGCUGUUGCUAGCCGUCUGUUCUCAGUAAUUCGCUUUGAAAGUAUCAUCCACGAAUUCGAUCCCUGGUUCAAUUUUCGAGCGACCAAAUAUCUAGUUCAGAAUGGAUUCUACAGCUUCUGGGACUGGUUCGACGACCGAACAUGGCAUCCCCUCGGGCGAGUUACCGGUGGUACUCUUUACCCUGGUCUGAUGGUCACCAGCGGUGUCAUCUACCACAUCCUCCGCUUCCUGACCCUCCCCGUCGACAUUCGCAACAUCUGUGUGCUCCUUGCCCCUGGGUGCUCCGGCCUCACGGCGCUCGCAACGUACCUCCUGACCAACGAGAUGGUCACUUCUCCGUCCGCUGGUCUUCUCGCCGCAGCCUUCAUGGGCAUCACACCAGGUUACAUCUCGCGUUCCGUCGCAGGGAGCUACGACAACGAGGCUAUUGCCAUCUUCUUACUGGUAUUCACCUUCUUUUUGUGGAUCAAGGCAGUGAAGAAUGGUUCCAUGUUCUGGGGCGCGUUGACCGCGCUCUUCUACGGAUACAUGGUGUCAGCAUGGGGUGGUUAUGUGUUCAUCACGAAUCUGCUGCCUCUACAUGCGUUCGUUCUGAUCUGCAUGGGAAGAUACAGCCCAAGGCUAUAUGUCAGCUAUACGUCAUGGUAUGCGCUUGGAACGCUGGCCAGCAUGCAGAUUCCUUUUGUUGGCUUCUUGCCCAUCAGGAGUUCCGAACACAUGUCUGCACUCGGUGUUUUCGGUCUUCUACAGCUUGUUGGUGGAGUUGAUUACAUUCGUGCACAGCUCCCAAGCAAGCAGUUCCAGACUCUUCUUCGUGCGCUCGUUCUUUUUGUUUUCGUCAUUGCAUUCGGCGGAUUGGUGCUUCUGACUGUUUCCGGUGUCAUUGCGCCAUGGACUGGUCGAUUCUAUUCACUCUGGGAUACCGGUUAUGCGAAGAUUCACAUUCCAAUUAUCGCGUCCGUCUCUGAGCACCAACCUACCGCAUGGCCCGCUUUCUUCUUCGAUUUGAGCAUGAUGAUCUGGCUUUUCCCCGCCGGUGUCUACAUGUGCUUCCGAAAGUUGACUGAUGAGCAAGUUUUCAUCGUCAUCUAUGCUGUCUUGGCCAGUUACUUCGCCGGUGUCAUGGUUCGUUUGAUGCUGACUUUGACGCCAAUCGUCUGUGUUGCGUCUGCCAUGGCAUUCUCGCAGAUCCUGGACACCUAUCUGGACGCCAGGGUUCCUAAGACAGAAUCCAAAGACAGCAACUCGGACGCGGCCAAGGUAGCUGCUGCCGCCGUUCUUCCCGACGGACUCCGCUCUACUCGCGCUCCGCUUGUUGGUAUUUACUCGUAUGCUUCCAAGCUUACCGUAGUUGGCGCCUCUAUCAUCUACCUCAUGCUAUUCGUUCUCCACUGCACAUGGGUUACUUCCAACGCAUACUCUUCGCCAUCCGUUGUGCUUGCUUCUCGUCUUCCUGAUGGUAGCCAGCACAUUAUCGACGACUACCGUGAGGCUUACUAUUGGCUUCGACAAAACACCCCGGAGAACGCCAAAAUCAUGUCAUGGUGGGACUAUGGUUACCAGAUCGGUGGAAUGGCUGACAGGCCGACUCUUGUUGACAAUAACACAUGGAACAACACCCACAUUGCGACUGUUGGCAAGGCAAUGAGCUCCAGAGAGGAGGUCAGCUACCCAAUCAUGCGUCAACACGAGGUCGACUACGUGCUUGUUGUGUUCGGUGGUCUUCUUGGCUACUCUGGCGAUGAUAUCAACAAAUUUCUUUGGAUGGUUCGUAUUGCUGAAGGAAUCUGGCCCGAUGAGGUCAAAGAGCGAAACUUCUUCACGCCCCGCGGUGAAUACCGCGUGGAUGAUGAGGCGACGCCGACCAUGAAGAACAGCUUGAUGUACAAGAUGUCGUAUUACAACUACAACACGCUGUUCCCUGCUGGACAGGCGCAGGAUCGUGUUCGUGGAUCGCGAGUUCCAGCUCAAGGUCCUGAGCUCAGCACGAUCGAGGAGGCCUUCACCAGCGAGAACUGGAUCAUCCGCAUUUACAAGGUCAAGGACCUUGAUAAUUUUGGACGCGAUCACCAGAACGUCGUCUCCUUCGACAAGGGCCACAAGAAGAAGAAGGCAUCAAAGAGACGGGGCGCUCGCGUCCUGCGGGUUGAAUAA
Messenger RNA from Periconia digitata, 2552 nucleotides. NCBI's taxonomy places the organism in Eukaryota, Fungi, Ascomycota, Dothideomycetes, Pleosporales, Periconiaceae. The record is from the annotation of a GenBank genome assembly.